Molecule: messenger RNA, 1227 nt
Organism: Miscanthus lutarioriparius
Lineage: Eukaryota; Viridiplantae; Streptophyta; Magnoliopsida; Poales; Poaceae
Source: the annotation of a GenBank genome assembly
AUGGCUUCUGGUGCGCCUCGCGGGUGGCUACCGACGCUUGCCCAACGAGUUGCUUCAGUCAGGGCGGUGCUCAACCCUCCUGUUCGUCAUGUUUCCCGGUUUCCCCAUGGAUCUCGGAACAUGGCCAUCAGCAGUAGAGUGAAAGGCAAGGAAUUAGGUAAACCAGACAGACGCAUGGACAAUGAAGAGAAUAGGGCUGCAAUUGAGGAGUUCAUUGCUCAUUAUGGCGAUGGCGGUCCUGCCAACAAUGACGAUGGGAGCAAAAUUUCCAUGUACGGUGAUGAAGAUGUUUAUAGGACAAUAGAUCCCAGUGGAGCAGUCAAAGACGUAGGAGAUGGUGAAGAUGAAAAGGACCAAGGGGUCAGCAAGGGCACCUUUGGAUCUGGCUGGAAAAAUGAUUAUCGUAUUGCAGACCGUAAUGAGACUCGGUUGGAGGCAAUGAUGUUAUCGGAUCCCAACAAAGAUUGCAUCCUGGUGGAUGGAACUUGCAGAUGGCAUAGAGCACAGUCCAUGUUGCAAAUUUUCUCAGUAAAGUUGGCUAAAAUUUCUGUGGUCGAUGGCCCAGUACAGUUGUAUGGAUACAUUGCGGCACGGGAUCUUGUCGACCCAUUACUUAAUUAUAUUGUCAAUAUUGGCAGGGAUGAUCCCAUCACUGUGGAGAAGGGCUCCCUCAUUGAAACGACUGGCCCUAAACGAGGGAUUGAAUUGUCUUGCAAUGUUUUAAUUGAAUAUGACAUGAGGAUCAAGACAGGAGAACAGGAGAAAGGUGAUCUACAGCUGAUUGAUGGUGUAUCUAUCGUUGAUGAACUACUGACAUCAAGUAACCCAUGGACGAAUCGCAUUCAUGGAGAUUGUGGCGCAAUUGACAUAACUCAAAUGUGCAUUGAUUAUGCAUUUGAGGCGACUGUAGAAGUUGUCAUAUCAGAAGUGCAGAGUAGCUUUGAUUUGCUUCUCAGCUGUUUUACCAGUGGGCUGCAUGAGGAAAUUCGGCUCUUUGAUGGUGUGAUUGGCAAGUCACUUGGGUUGAGGAGGCAUGUGCUUGCUGUUAGGAAAGGGAAGUGUAUGGAUUUGAAGUUCAAGGUAGGCUUUGGGUCUGACUGUUGCACUGAACAUUGCCGUUCCUUCGAAGCGACCAAUCAUGGAUGUUCCAGUGAGCAAAUAAAGAUGGAGUCCGCUUUAGUCUUGGUGAAGGUGACUUGGUCGUCUUUGGAAUAUUCUCUAAAUUGA